Molecule: messenger RNA, 594 nt
Organism: Anisakis simplex (herring worm)
Lineage: Eukaryota; Metazoa; Nematoda; Chromadorea; Rhabditida; Anisakidae
Source: the annotation of a GenBank genome assembly
AUGCAAUUUAACUAUGAAUUUACUUCUACAGGAUCGUUUUUUGGAGCAAAAAACUCGAACAUAACGAUACGAAUGGAUAGACACAAUGUGGUGCUGGUUGCUCCAGAAUGUUGGUGUCCAACCGAUAUUAUACAACUCUUCAGAGCCAUUUCAAUAUUUGGCAUUGCAGCACAUACCGUCUGCAUGGACGCAUCAAUUUUUGAGAUGAUCACCGCGGGUAUCUCCACCAUAUUGAUACAAGAUCGAUUUUCAUUACGUGACGAGUUUAUGAAUCGGCUACGAUUUUUACCACAUUUAAGAGAGGUGGUCAUUGCUUGUGUUCGUUGUUGCUGUUUUCAGCUCACACUGAACGUUCCACUGAAAGAGCUGCGUUGUUUAUCGCGAAUUUCUGGCUAUGGCCUAUGUCCCGAACGAAUCUUCGAAAGACGUGCACUCAGCAUUUGUCGUCUAUGUUUACCGUCAACAAAUCGUCCGAGUCCAGCAUCCGAUAAAAACAAGAUUUCCAAUCGCUCGAUCAAUGGACACGUGAAUACGUUCAAAAGAUGGAUAGAUGCGACAUCUCUUAAAGAACGAUACUGUCAACACUACUAUUGA